Molecule: messenger RNA, 2304 nt
Organism: Closterium sp. Naga37s-1
Lineage: Eukaryota; Viridiplantae; Streptophyta; Zygnematophyceae; Desmidiales; Closteriaceae
Source: the annotation of a GenBank genome assembly
AUGCGCCGCUCCAAGGACCUCAAGUCCACCAGCGGAGGAGACCCCUCGGACCUUGUCAAGCCCUCUGCUGCAGGAGGCCUUGCUGCGGGCUUUGAUGUGUCUAAGGUUCGCGGCGCUAUCACGCCGGGACGCUCUCGGGGGAAGGCUGGCGGGACCUCGUUCCGGGCGGCUGAGAAGAGCUUGCUGCCCGAUCUUGAGACGACGGUGAUGGAUUUGAAGCUGGAUCUGAAAGCAGCAGCAGGCGCGGGCGCAGGCUCGUCUCGCUUUGAGGAGCUUCGGCAGAAGCAGUCUGCUUCAGCUGCUGCUGCCGCUGCCAUUGCUGCUGCUGUCAGUGGUGCUGCUUCUGGCAGUGCUGCUGCUGCUGCUGCUGCUGCUGCUGCUGCUGCUGCUGCUGCUGCUGCUGGUGCUGGUGUGGAAACUCCAAGGCGAGGCAGCCAGGCGAAGAGCCCAUGGCGCAACUCUAAAGACCGAAGGCGGAUGUCUUAUAGCGACCUUGGGGGCCUGGCCUCUCUUUAUAGCACCGAGGGGCCGGGGCUGGGAGGCCGAGGGCCGGUGAGAGAGGGGGGGAUUAGGCGAUCCGGCCAGGAGAUUUGCUCUCUGCAGGAGCGGUACUUGGUUAAGCAGGAGAUCGGGAGCGGAUCGUAUGGGAUGAUUCGUGCGGUGCGGGAGAAGGAGACGGGGAAGACGUGGGCGUGCAAGAGCAUUGGCAAGGAGCAGAUACAGGUGAGUGAGAAAGAGUUGGAGAAUGGUGUUGCAGUCCAAACACGAUCCCUCCCUCCCCCAUUUCCCCAAUCUCCUGUUGCCCUACUCUCCCAUUCCCGCACUCCUCCAUUCCCCCAUUCCCCCACUCACCCACUGCUUCGUUCUCCACUCUCCAAGUACCCUCAGACCAAGGCAGCGGGGGCAUCGCCCUCACCCCCCUGGAUCUCCCCCUUCCCCCCCACUCUCCUGCUAUCCGAUUCCCCCACUUCCGCAUGUCCACCGCCAGACCAAGGCAGCAGUGGCAGCGCUGCGGCAGGAAGUGGCAGUGAUGCAGCUGCUGAAGGGGCAUCCGCAUGUGGUGGAGAUCAAAGAGACGGACCCGCACUGAAGUCAACACCCUCGCUACCCGCCUUCUUCCCGUCCCUCAAACCUCCUCUCACGCCCCCUCUCCCAUCCCACGUCGCCCCACCCUCCCACACCCCCUCUGUCAUCCCACGUCGUCCCCACCCCCCCCCCCACCAGCACGUGCACAUCAUCAUGCAGCUGUGCCAGGGCGGGGACCUGUUCGACCGCAUCAAGCAGCGCAGCCGCUACGAGGAGAGGCCCGCAGCGGCCGUGCUGCAGCAGCUGGCGCUGGUGCUGCGCGCGUGCCACUCCCUGGGGGUCAUGCACCGCGAUGUCAAGCCCGAGAACCUGCUGCUCUGCUCGCCCUCCGAUGACAUUGCUGUCAAAGUCACGGAUUUCGGAAUCGCUGCUACGAUCAAGUCAGGUGGGGCGUCGGGUUUUUCCCCCACGAGUGAAGUUGCUGUCAAGAUCACGGAUUUCGGGAUUGCAGCGUCAAUCAAAUCAGGCGCCAAGCUCACAGAGUUCAUAGGGUCCCACAUGUACAUGGCACCAGAAGUGAUCAACAAAAGCUACAGUGCCGAAGCCGACGUCUGGUCGGCGGGAGUCGUCCUGUACGUGCUUCUGGCCGGCGUGCCGCCCUUCUGGGCGUCAACAGAGUCUGGAGUGCUGGAUGCAAUCGUAUCCAAGCCUCUCAACCUCUCCUUCCCUCCGUGGCCUUCCAUAUCCGCGGAGGCCAAGGACCUUAUAAAAGAGAUGCUUAAGAAAGACCCAGCGGAGCGAAUCACACUGGAUGCACACUCACACCCUUUUCCCCUCCCUCCCUCUCUCUCACUCCCUCCCUCCCUCCCUCCCUCCCUCCCUCCCUCCCUCCCUCCCUCCCUCCCUCCCUCCCUCCCUCCCUCCCUCCCUCCCUCUCUCCCUCCCUCCCUCCCUCCCUCCCUCCCUCUCUCCCUCCCUCCCUCCCUCCCUCCCUCGCUCCCUCCCUCCCUCGCUCCCUCCCUCCCUCCCUCCCUCCCUCCCUCCCUCCCUCCCUCCCUCCCUCCGUCCCUCCCUCCCUCCCUCCCUCCCUCCCUCCCUCCCUCCCUCCCUCCCUCCCUCCCUCCCUCCCUCCCUCCCUCCCUCCCCACUCCCUUCUCCCUCCGUUCUUCCCUGCCUCUCCGCCCCCACACACCUCAAUCCCUCUCUCUCUCGUACAUAUGCCCCAUGCGCCCCAUGUCAGAGCAUCCUUGGAUCAAGGCCCAUACUGCACUCCUGUGA